Molecule: messenger RNA, 820 nt
Organism: Cylicocyclus nassatus
Lineage: Eukaryota; Metazoa; Nematoda; Chromadorea; Rhabditida; Strongylidae
Source: the annotation of a GenBank genome assembly
AGACAAAUGAGCCGCUAUAUAUGUCCAUUGUGUUCGAACCCUCAUUUACGACUGUCGGACAUGUCGCCUACCAUCGAGUCGAUAUACCGCGAAGUCGAUGAUCUCGUUGACGAUUGCAAUUGUCAGGAGGCUUACAAAAAAUUGGUAUCUAUGUGUGAUUUCGUUAACGAUAAAGCCGAGUGGCAUCGUAAAUGCGCGGAAGUGUGUUAUAUGGUCAGUAACAUGGAAGAGAAGGAUCAAGAGCGUGUGGAAUGGUUGAAAACAGGGCGACAACAUGCGUUAGAUGCACACGAACUAAACCCUGUUAGUGUACCUAUACUGAAAAUACUCUGCUCCACCACCGGUCGUUUAGCCGAAGAGAGCGGGAUAAGAGAAAAGAUCAGCCUUGGAUUUGAGUUCAAAACAUAUCUCGACCGUGCGGUGGCACUAGAUCCAUUGUCAUUUGAACUAUUACAUAUGCGAGGACGAUUUCAGUAUCAAGUUGCAAACUUGAGUUUCUUUGAAAGGCUGGCAGCAAGAGCUAUCGGAACAUUGCCUCCAACAUCGCUCGAUUCGGCUUUGACCGAUCUACUUGAGUUGAGAUUUUCACCAUGUAAAAACCGGCUUUACAUCGGCCGAGUUCUUCAUGCUAAAGGUGACUACAUAACUGCAAAAAAAUGGCUAGCUCAAGCUGCAUCCGCUAGCUGUGAUGAAGACGAGCCAGUUGAAAGAGAGCAUAUUGAGGCAGCACGAGAACUACUGCUUAGCCGAGUGUAUCAAAAGUAGAUGGAAGAAUCAAAAAUUGUAAUUACUGAAUUGAUACGAGUAAUCCAAUAAUUUC